AAAAAAACGCAAUCCUUAUUAACAAAUAGUAAAUUCUAUUUUUAUAUGUACUCCGACUACUCCGUUUACUUCUCCGGCGAUUCUCUCUCUCUCACUAAAACUUUCUCUCUCUCUCUCUAAAACUCAUUCAUCGAAAUAGUUCGUUGUCCGAAUCUCAAGGCCUAUAUAUAUAUAUAGAAUAACAUUUAUAUAUAGUAAGUAUUAUUUUUUUAAUUAUCCGAAUGUGAAGGCCUUUUGUGUAGAGAGAGCAAAGUAGUUAAUUAUUUGACCGAAUCUGUGCCAAUGGAAGUCGAAACUAGCGGCGUUUCAAAUUUCAAUAGAGAACUCCUCGACAUGUCAAGUUGUGAACUCUCGGAGCUUCGUAUUCCCCAUUUUCGGAGCUCCGACGACGAUAAUAUGGAGUUUCAAGGAUUCGGUUCUCCGGUUGCUCAAUGUGAUGAUAAAAAAAGUAUCGCUGAGUUUCCGAUUUCUCCGUCGGAACCACCGGGAAAUGGUGGUGGAGAGACGACGGAUGCUGCGAAAAGAGUGCAGAAAGUUUACCGGAGUUAUCGUACGAGGCGUAUGUUAGCUGAUUCUGCUGUGGUUGCUGAAGAGCUUUGGUGGCAAGCAAUAGAUUAUGCUCGGUUGAAUCACAGUACAAUUUCUUUCUUCAAUUAUUUGAAGCCGGAGACUGCAUUUUCACGGUGGAAUCGCAUCGGCUUAAAUGCUUCCAAGGUUGGUAAAGGUUUGUCUAAAGAUGCUGAAGCUCAGAUAUUAGCUUUUCAACACUGGAUUGAGGCUAUUGAUCCACGUCAUCGGUAUGGGCAUAACCUGCAUAUAUAUUAUGAAGAAUGGUGUAAAACUGAUGCUGGCCAACCCUUCUUCUUCUGGUUGGAUCUUGGAGAUGGCAGAAAGGUUGAUCUCAAAGAAUGUCCACGAGCUAAGCUCCAGAAACAAUGCAUCAAGUAUCUUGGACCUCAAGAGAGACAACAUUAUGAAUACAUAAUUGCUGAAGGACAAAUACUGCAUAAGCUAAACAGAAAUCUUCUUGACACAACUAAAGGGCCGCCAGGGGAAAAAUGGAUCUUUGUGAUGAGCACCUCAAGAAGACUCUAUGCUGGUGUGAAAAAGAAAGGAAUGUUUCAUCAUUCCAGCUUUCUGGCUGGUGGGGCUGCUUUAGCUGCUGGACGACUCGUGGUACAGGAUGGGACUGUAAAGUCUAUUUCACCUUACAGUGGACAUUAUCGGCCAACAGAUGAUAGCCUUGAAACCUUUCUAUCGAUUCUCAAGGAUAAUGGAGUCAACGUGGAUGAAGUUGAUAUAAAAAAGGCAAAUGAAGACUACGACACCUCCGAAGAUGUAAAAUCUGCUAAAAGAAGUCUGUCUAAACUUACAACUCUAUCAGACUCUCCUCCGCAAGCAGUGAAGGAAGAGGAGAAAGACCGUUCUACAGAAUCAAUCGAACCACUACAAGUUGAGAGUAAGCCAAGUAGCUACCAGCGAACGCUCUCAGGUGGCCUUCAAAGUCCGAGAAGAGAAGUACCAAAGACUGCUAUACUAGAAAGGAUCAAUUCCAAGAAGUCUACACAAUCAUAUCAACUCGGCCAUCAACUCUCCCGAGGGUGGUCAACAGGUGCCGGUCCAAGAAUUGGCUGCAUUGCCGAUUACCCUGCUGAACUUAGAUGGCAAGCGUUGGAACUUACUAACGUUUCACCUAAACCUUCUCCAUCAUCCACUCCUAGACCCAUCGAUGCUCUUUGUUCACCUACAUGUUCGUCGCCAGUUUCUGGCAAUGUACUCGUAAAGUCUUCUUGAACCCGAACCCUUUGUUUUGCAUGUUGCUGCUAUAAUAUGCUCUAGUAAGUGUAAAUGCCAUGUCCUCUUCAGCUAUUGAACUUAACAUAUUAUGUGCAAUGUCCUUAAGGGCUGUUUAUUGAAUCGACGAAGUAUGGGUAAAGUUUGCGUA
Molecule: messenger RNA, 1945 nt
Organism: Capsicum annuum
Lineage: Eukaryota; Viridiplantae; Streptophyta; Magnoliopsida; Solanales; Solanaceae
Product: IQ domain-containing protein IQM3
Exons: 9
Coding region: 283-1794 (503 amino acids)
Source: RefSeq, a predicted model, not a curated record